AAUUCUAUAUUGCAAUACAGUGGAGAGAGACAGAGAGCGAGAGCAGCCACUGCUCAGUCGUCACUGGUCUCCGACAAACGACAACCAAAACACAGAUUUCUGAAUCCAGACAAAAAGAAAAAAAAAAUCAUAUAAAACGACGCCGUUGGUGGACCUGAGCCCUCUGGAGACAGAGGAAGAGGCAGAGGCAGAGAGGGAGAGAAAUGGCGUUUUUCAUCCAAGUUGGUGUAGCAGCGAUCGCGUGUUUCUGAUGGCGGUGGCGAUGGAAUCUGACGGGCGGGAGCUGCGUCCGUCUGAUCACGGCCUCGUGUACCAGAACCCGGCGCCGGCCAGCGCGAAGUCGCCGGCGGAUGAGAAGUCGUUCUUCGGCGGGGGAGGAGGAGAGAAUUCUCCGGCGGCGGGGGACGCAGCACUGCCGAAGCCAAAGGCAAUGAACUCGAGCGACGCCGACGCGUCGUGGUGGAAGGGCGUGGUGGCACGUGACGGCGGGAGGCGUAGAGAUCACGUGGAGGACGUGUUGCUGGUGGCGAGCUUGGUUUGUGGGAUUGCGGGUGUCGCUCUGUUCGUGGCCUCCGCUUUUGUUUACGUCUUAAGGUACCGAAAGCAUAAAUCUUUACCGUCAGAAUCACCGUCAUCUUGAGGUAAUUACAUUAAGUAAUACCUAAGGGCAUAUAAGUUUGGAGCCGCUUUUAAACGACUGAAAGCGUUUUUAGAGAAAAUAUUUUUGAAUUGAAAAAACACUGGGUUGAAAUGUUUUCUUCUAAGUGCUUUUCAGCAGCAUUUUGAUUAAAGAUUAGUUCUAAAAACAUUUUCAUCAAAAACACUUUCAACUAUUUUAAAAGUACUCUCAAACGACUCCUAAUGCUUCUUUGGAUUUAUACUCUUUAAUUUUAUUUUUUUCGUGUAAAUAAACUUAAGAGUUGCAUCAUAUGCGAUAGAGGAUGCAGAUGUCCAGUUAUUUUUCUUUGAUCCUUGUUAAUUUGCCUUAGUGCUUUUAAUGUUAAUGCUUGUAAUGAGGUUCCAAAUUAAUUAACAAUGCCUAGAGUUGCUUUUAAUUUAGAUUAUGGUUACACGUC
Messenger RNA from Malus domestica (apple), 1076 nucleotides. RefSeq lists its product as uncharacterized. The record is from RefSeq and is a predicted model, not a curated record. Lineage: Eukaryota; Viridiplantae; Streptophyta; Magnoliopsida; Rosales; Rosaceae.